UCACAGCAAUUCUCAGCGCUGACUGAAAUCCUCUUCCGCUUUCUAAUAGAGCCCAAGGAGGUAGAAAGGUUUCUGACUCAGCUCUCAGACUUUGCCACCAUGAAUAAAAUCAGCUUGGGCCCCCUGAAAAACAUUGUCAAAAGUAUUCUUCUGGUACCUAAUGGUGCCCUGAAGAGGAAUUUGUCUUCUGAACAAGUCAGAGCAGAUUUUAUUGCUCUAGGCCUCAGUGAAGAGAAAGCCAGUUAUUUUGCAGAACAGUGGAAGGUGAAUUCCCCCACCCUAACACGCCUGGCUGUUGGUCAGACGCUGAUGAUUAACCAGCUGGUAGAUAUGGAGUGGAAGUUUGGAGUGACUGCUGGGAGUAGUGAACUGGAAAAAGUGGGGAGUAUCUUCUUACAGCUGAAGCUGGUGAUUAAAAAAGGGAGCCAAAUGGAAAACGUAUAUAUAGAAUUAACUUUGCCCCAGUUCUACAGUUUCCUGCAUGAAAUGGAACGGGUCAAAACCAGUCUGGAAAGCUUCAGCUGAAACUGCAUGGGCCUGAACCAACAUCUGUCCAGGAUGUUUAAUUUCUCCUUGUGGGCCUGCAGAUCAUCUUUCCCAGCAGACUCUGACAGCCUGGUAAAAGAAGACAAGGCUGUGCAACAAGCAGUGGUGUCACAGCCCAGAAGGACCCAUCAGUCCUUCAGAACCUGAAACUUUGGCAAGUGUUUUGAAGCAGCUACAAGUCCACUCAUCUCUUUUUUUUUUUUUUUAUACUAUUAUGAGAAAUAGUGGUCAGAAAUAUAUGGAUACUUGUAUUAAAACAGCAAAGAAAUAAACCCAUUCCCAUCCU
This is a messenger RNA of Balearica regulorum gibbericeps (East African grey crowned-crane), 832 nucleotides long. The record is from RefSeq and is a predicted model, not a curated record. Lineage: Eukaryota; Metazoa; Chordata; Aves; Gruiformes; Gruidae.